CAUGUUUGUGUGAUGGACUACGUUGUGUGGCAAAUGCACACCAGUGCAGUGAUAGCGAUCGCAACUGAUCCGAGCGGAGCUGCGCGUGUAUGUGUAGUUUUACGGUAGAGAAACAAGGAAACGAGCCCUACUCGGAGAAGCUUAAAACGUGUGUGAUUAUUGUUGGGGUCAAUAUGGUGUCAGUACAGAGCAUUACGAAAGAGGCUUUGGUGGGAUCCAUCACCCUGGGUGUUGUCUUUGUCACCGGGUAUGUUUUAGGGAGACGGAAAAUGUCCAGAAUGAUCUCCAAAAGUCACUGCGGGGGCAGAGCUGACCCUCUGAUGCAGUACGUCCUCCAGCACUCCCUCAGGGAGCAUCCAGUGCUAAAGAAGCUCAGGCUGAAAACGAUGGAAGAUUCCAUGAACGGCAUGAUGGUUGCAUGUGAGCAGUCACAGUUCAUGGCCAAUCUGGUCAAACUCAUCCACGCCAAGAAGGCACUGGAGAUCGGUGUAUACACAGGUUACAACACACUGAACAUGGCUUUGGCGUUGCCCGAUGAUGGAGUUGUGGUGGCUUGCGAUAUCAGCGAAGAAUACACCAACAUUGGAAAACCCUUCUGGCAGGAGGCUGGAGUGGAGAAGAAAAUCGAUCUUCGUCUGCAGCCAGCACUUCAAACCCUAGAUGAGCUCAUUGAAGAUGGCCAGGCUGGGACGUUCGACUUUGCCUUCAUUGACGCAGAUAAAGUUAACUACGAUGGCUACUUUGAAAAGUCUCUGCAGCUGCUGAGGAAAGGGGGAGUCAUUGCAGUGGACAAUGUGCUGUGGGGCGGGAAGGUCCUAAACCCUGAUGACGAAGACACCGUGGCAAUCGACAAACUGAACAAGAAGUUGUUGAGAGACAUCCGCGUCACUCUCAGCAUGCUCACGAUCGGAGACGGACUAACACUCGCCACCAAACUAUAGAAAGCUGAUGGUAUAGUUUAUAUUUACCGUAUUUUCCUGACCAUAAGUCACUCCGGAGUAGUCCCACCAGCCAAGAAAUGCAUAAUGAA
Molecule: messenger RNA, 1030 nt
Organism: Cynoglossus semilaevis (tongue sole)
Lineage: Eukaryota; Metazoa; Chordata; Actinopteri; Pleuronectiformes; Cynoglossidae
Product: catechol O-methyltransferase domain-containing protein 1
Exons: 7
Coding region: 90-941 (283 amino acids)
Molecular function (GO): O-methyltransferase activity; S-adenosylmethionine-dependent methyltransferase activity
Source: RefSeq, a predicted model, not a curated record